Hydra vulgaris (swiftwater hydra) is the source of this 4417-nucleotide messenger RNA. RefSeq names its product regulating synaptic membrane exocytosis protein 1. Gene Ontology annotation, biological process: exocytosis; intracellular protein transport; regulation of membrane potential. Lineage: Eukaryota; Metazoa; Cnidaria; Hydrozoa; Anthoathecata; Hydridae. Gene Ontology annotation, molecular function: transmembrane transporter binding; small GTPase binding. The record is from RefSeq and is a predicted model, not a curated record. Gene Ontology annotation, cellular component: membrane.
UCUGUAUUAAGAACUUUUUAUUAUCCCAAAUAGUUAUUUAUAUUUAAAAUUUAAAAAUAUAACUAUCCUUCGCAUAAAUGAUGAAUGAAUUCAUUUUUAUCUUUACUUUAAUCCUGUAUUGAAAUUACACAUUAUAUAUUAUCCAGUUACAUCACCAAAUAUUUGUGAUUUCUUUGUACUGGUGAUAAUUUGUUCGUCUGUUAGCUAAAAUUGUCACCAAUGGUACAAAUUUGUUAAAUAUUAUCUUUCUGUUAGUUCUACUAAGUAAUGCAUGUUUUUAUACUAAAAGACGUUUUGAAAAAGAAAUAUGAUAAUGAGCCAGCUAAGCACUGGCAAUGACUAUUACCCAGCUUCUCCUCCUCCCAUUGACCUCUCGCAUUUAACAGAAGCAGAAAAACGAAAAAUAAAAAAUGUUUUAGAUCGUCAAAAAGAACUUGAAAAUGAAACAGCAUUUAUUCAAAGUGGUAUUGUAAGAGAGCUUGCAACCUAUCAAGUUCGCUAUGAGCUAAAAAGUAAUCAAGCACCUUUGUCAGAUGCAAAUAUGUGUGAGCUAUGCCACAAGAAUAAAGAAUUUUGUGUUAAUAAUUAUAAAAGAUACUGCAAGUUUUGCAGAUCAAAAUUGUGUGACGAGUGCAGUAUUCAAUCAGGUUCCGGAAAAAUGGUAACAUGGUCAUGUUUAAUUUGCAAGAAGAAACAAGAUCUUCUAUUGAAAACUGGUCGUUGGUUUCAUGGGAAAGAACACAAGUUUCCAAAUCCAGCUGCCGAAAUAGAGCAAUUGCUUACUGUGCCUACUCAACAGAAAAAACCAUUAAGCCCUAAAAUAAUAAAAACUGGUUAUCCAGCAAGUUCUGUAACAAAAGCACAAUUAGCAGACAAAAAUUGUACAAAAGUUUUAGACCAAACAAACAAUGAAUCUACAGAAUUAUCAAACACAAAAAAAGUUACAUUUGGCAAUAAAAGCAAAUCCAAUAUGCUAGAAGAACAGCAAAUAAAAGAAAUGUUUCAGUCGUUGGUGAGUCAUCAUGUUCAUUGGUCACGUCCUGAUGAUGAAAACAAGAUUCUUGGAGAUAUACUUUUAUCCAUUGGUUCUAAUAUUAUAAAAAAGUUUCCAGAUUACUGUACUGCAUUUGGAAUUAAAUUAAGUAUGGGAGUCAGUGAUGAGCAUGGGUUGUUAAAGACACUAGUAAAAUCAGUAGUCCCUGGUAGCAUUGGGGAUAUUAUUGGAAAAAUUAAACCAGGUGAUGAGCUGCUUGAAUGGAAUGAAUUAUCUUUGGUUGGUUGCAGUAAAGAAGAAGUUGAAGAUGUUUUAGCAAAUGAAGAUUCUCUGGACUUACACUUAUUACUGAGUAGAAAGUGUCAUAAAGAAAAAAUUUUAGCAAACAUCCAGAGUGUACCACCAUCACACCAUUCACCACCAUCACAACCAAUGGGCAUCUUAAAAACUAUUGAUGGAAGUUUUGAUAAGACUGAUUGCCAAAAUGGCGCAAUUGAAUGUGAUUCAAGUAAAUCAAAUGUGGUUCAAGCAAAUCAAUCUCGAGGGACUCCUAUUUUGAAAGCAAAUAACAUUUCUGGACAAUUGCAGAUCAAAUUAAAAUACGAAGAAGACACAAGUUGUCUUUAUGUCUCUAUUAUUGGAGCUCAAGGUUUAAAUCAUCGUCAGAAUAUGCAGCUUCGUAAUCCUUAUGUGAAACUUUACUUUUUACCUGAUAGAAGUUUACAAAGCAAAAGACGAACUAAAACUGUAUUACGUUCUCUGUCACCCACAUGGAAUCAGACAUUUAUGUACACUCUCAAAAGUCAAAAACGAGACACUUCAAUACUAUCACAGACUUCUGUUUUGGACAUACUACCAUACUUAUCUCCAGAAGAUAUUAAUGAAGUUAAACUUUGUCAUAAUAGUAAAUCAUCUGACUCCAAAAACUACAAUGUGUUUAAAGGGAGAUAUCUAGAGAUCACAUUAUGGGAUUAUGAGCGUUCAGAAAGCAAUGAGUUUCUUGGAGAAAUAUUAAUAAGUAUGCUAGAAGCUCCACUUGAUAACUUAUGUCAUUGGUAUCCACUCCAACUGCAUGACCAGCAAAAUAUGUUACCACAACCCACCCCAACACCUACUCUGUCUCCACAGUGUUCAAAAGCUCAAUUUAUUUUACAAGAUAAUGGUGAAAGAGAGCAUCCUGUUGAAAAUCAAACAGUUAGUAGUUUUUCUCCAGCAGAUAUUAAUGAAAAAAUAAAUGAGGUGGGCACAGUUAAAACGAGUUUUAGUUACGAUUCUACAGGAGGAACAUCUACAGAUGAGAAUACACCGGUGCCUUCACCAUCGCCUUCGCAAGUGUUUGAAAUGAAUAAGGAAUCGUCACAGAUAACUUCUUCUAAAAAUUCUGAUAAUGAAAAAAGACAAUAUUUAAAGCCUGCAUUAGUUCAAGAAUCUUCUGUAAUUCGACCUUCACUUUUGCAGCGUGCUCAGCUUUUUUUACAAAAGCAGCUUGAUGUUUUGACCAGUUCUUCAAGUUCAGAAACACAAUUAACAAAAAAUUCUACCUCUUUAUGGACAUCAAAUCCCACUAAUUAUGAAUCAAAGCUUACUACUGUUACUCAAACUGAGAAUCAGUCUCCACUUUCAUCUCUUUCAGUUGAUACUUCAUCUAUUUCUAGCGAUAUGUCAACAGUAAAUAAUAUCAGAUAUGGAAAAGAAGUUUACGGAAGAUUUUCUUCAGAAAAAUACCCUCAGAUAAAACGAGUUGAUUCUGUUGACAGUUCUAGAAAAAUUGAACCUAGACUUACUGACUAUAAUUUAUCUUUAUCACAACAAGGUGAUAGAGCUGGGGAUAAGUCUGCAGAAGAAUGGAGACAAUCAGGUAAUGAUAACAACUAUGGAGUAAAAUUUAAUAAUAAACCCACUUUAUUGCGUAUGGAUUCAAUGUCAGGAAGUUCACCAAAAAACUUUGAAAAAAAAGCAGAGAACUAUUAUAGAGAACAACAUAAUUAUAAUGAAGAUAAAAGAUUUCAGCCAAGAUCUAAUCACGAAAUUUCCUUCAUGCGAUCCACUGACUUUGAUCACAAUGGGUAUUCUGCUAUGCGUAAUGUAAAUCGUUAUCGGCAAAAUAGUUAUGGAUCCGGUCACAGCAGUCCUGUAUCUUCAAUAGGAAGUGCAAAAAGUGAAAGUUCUUCUAGUAUUGCUAGCUCAAUGAUGACAUUGACAAGUGUUGGUAGCAGCAUGUCAUGGAUUCCACCAAGUUUAAGAUUAUCUGGAGAUGUACAGUUAAUUGAUUUUGUUGAAGGUUUAGGUCCUGCUCAGGUUGUAGGAAGGCAGGUACUAGGCUCACCUCUAAUGGGUGAUGUGCAGUUGAGUCUUCUUGAUAGAAGAGGUGUGCUUGAUGUUGAAAUUAUUCGAGCAAAAAGUUUGAUAAUAAAGCCGGAUUCUAAAACACUCCCUGCACCUUAUGUGAAGGUUUAUUUAUUAUGUGGUAAAGAAUAUGUUGAAAAAAGAAAAACAAAAACGUCAUCAAAAAGAACACUUGAUCCUCAUUAUGCACAACACUUAACUUUUGUACAAAAUUAUCAAGGAAAAGUAUUACAGAUUAUGGUAUGGGGUGAUUAUGGACGACUGGAUCGUAAGGUGUUUAUGGGUGUAUGUCAAAUUCUACUUGAUGACCUAGAUCUUAGUCAAUUAGUUGUGGGUUGGUACAAACUUUUUACGACUACUUCACUUGUACAUCCUCCUUCUAAUCCUAGUCCUAAUCCUUCUAAUCCUACCACUAGUAGCACUAAUAGCGAUAGAUUUUAAAUUUUGGAUUUAUACAGAGGAUGGGUAAUAAGCAAUUAAGAGUUGGAACUCCACGAACGAAUGUAAUAUAACCAUGAAGAAUAUAUCCACAGCUAUGACAAAUGAAGAACCUAUCCACAGCUAUGAAAAAUGUUAGUCUACAACGGGGUUGAGCAGACUUUUUUUGCGUUAAAACCGACUGCAGUUUUUGUUCUGGAGAAAAGUUCUUCAAGUUUUAUACUGUUUAGAACAUUUGACUUACAACUGUUAAACGAUUGAAUAGUUUUAAAAGCAUUUUUUAAUUGCUUUUGAAACUAUUCAAUAAGCUUUAUUAUUGCAUACAAAAUUUACAAACAGUUUUAAACUACUAGGUUUAGGGUUUAAAAGUUGUACUUAGUUUAAAAACGAUAGGUGGUUCCAAAAAAGGAUUGUGAUUCAUUUUUGCCAUCUGAGAUCUUUAACUUUUUUAAAAAAACUUUACUCAUUUGCCAAUAAUUGCGAUAAAAAUAUUCUUCAAUAUAUUUUGUCGUUAUGCUAUUGUAAAUUGAAAAGCUUUUUCAGGAAAUUUUUUUUAUAUAUUUAAAAGAUUGUAAUAAUUUAAUCAUACGAACUUUUGUAUUAAACGAGGAUACAAAAAAGUUCGCAUUUUAUUUUAAA